Thyridium curvatum is the source of this 1068-nucleotide messenger RNA. RefSeq lists its product as uncharacterized. The transcript has a single exon. Gene Ontology annotation, molecular function: 3'(2'),5'-bisphosphate nucleotidase activity. Bases 1 to 1068 code for a protein of 355 amino acids. Gene Ontology annotation, biological process: sulfate assimilation; phosphatidylinositol phosphate biosynthetic process. Lineage: Eukaryota; Fungi; Ascomycota; Sordariomycetes; Thyridiales; Thyridiaceae. The record is from RefSeq and is a predicted model, not a curated record.
AUGUCCCAGUACGCCAAGGAGCUCGAGGUGGCCCAGCUCGCCGUCCAGCGGGCCGCCAUCCUCACCAAGCGCGUCUUCCACGAGAAGGCCAAGGGCACCGUCUCCAAGGACGACAAGUCCCCCGUCACCAUCGGCGACUUUGGCGCCCAGGCCCUCAUCAUCAGCGCCCUCAAGGCCAACUUCCCCGAGGACGAGAUCGUGGCCGAGGAGGAGGCCGACCGCCUGCGCGGCGACCCGCAGCUCCAGGACACCAUCUGGGAGCUGGUCAGGUCGACCGGCCUCGACGACCCGGCCGCCGAGCGGCUCCUCGGCGGCGCGCUCGCGGACAAGGCCGCCAUGCUCGACGUGCUCGACAUGGGCAAGAGCCAGGGCGGCGCCCGCGGCAGGAUAUGGGCCAUCGACCCCAUCGACGGCACCAAGGGCUUCCUGCGCGGCGGGCAGUACGCCGUGUGCCUCGGCCUCAUGGUCGACGGCGACGUCAAGGUCGGCGUCCUCGGCUGCCCCAACCUGCCCGUCGACGACGCCGCGCCGCUGACGGCCGACAUGGGAGCCGAGGGCCAGACCGACGACGAGGGCCGAGGCGUGCUCUUCUCGGCCGUGCUGGGCCAGGGCGCCGCCAGCAGGCCGCUCGGCACGGGCGCGCUGGUGGAGCCCCGCAAGCGCAUCGCCAUGCGGCCCAUCGAGGAGAUGGCCGGCGCGACCUUCUGCGAGAGCGUCGAGUCGGGCCACUCGAACCAGGGCGAGUCGGCGCAGAUCGCGCAGAGGCUCAGCAUCACCAACCCCAGCGUGCGCAUGGACUCGCAGGCCAAGUACGGCUCCAUCGCCCGCGGCGCCGGCGACAUCUACCUGCGCCUGCCCACGUCAAAGACCUACCAGGAGAAGAUCUGGGACCACGCGGCCGGCGACCUCAUCGUCCGCGAGGCGGGCGGCCAGGUCACCGACACGCUGGGCAGGCGCCUCGACUUUAGCAAGGGCCGCACCCUGGCCGAGAACAAGGGCGUCGUCGCGGCGCCUGCUGCCGUCCACGGACAGGUUCUCAAGGUCGUGCGGGAGGUUCUCAAGCUAUGA